AUGCCUCUUGUUAUCCCACAAGUCUCCCAGGGUGAUAAGGGCGAGUGGCUCAACAAGCUCGCCGGCAAGAAGAUUAGCGAGAAUACUAGCGAUGUUAAUACAUUCGCAAAGACAGACCUUCCUGAAGAGCAUCGUAUCAUCAAGCCUAAUGACCCGGUGACUAUGGAUCUUAGACCAAACCGGUUGAAUAUCCAUUUGGAUGAGCAGGGCGUUGUUCAUGAUGUUGGAUUUUUCUAG
Aspergillus ruber CBS 135680 is the source of this 237-nucleotide messenger RNA. RefSeq lists its product as uncharacterized. The transcript is spliced from 3 exons. The coding region runs from base 1 to 237 and encodes 78 amino acids. The record is from RefSeq and is a predicted model, not a curated record. Lineage: Eukaryota; Fungi; Ascomycota; Eurotiomycetes; Eurotiales; Aspergillaceae.